AUGUUUGCCCAAGCGCAGCCUACAACCCAAAUGCGCUAUCCCAGCCAUGACCUCUCCGAAUUCCCAGGUGCUCUCAAAGGGAAGCGCAUUCUUCUCUGCACCGAGUCCUUUGGUCCUGUCAAUGGUGUCAGUCGCACGACUUUGAUGCUUGUUAACCAUCUUCGAGCACACGGUGCUCAGGUUGCCGUGGUCGCGCCACACAAUCAUACAGAGCACAAUACUUUCACUCCACCUCCAUCGCCUACACUAUCUCCUGCGGAUAAGCAGCCUGAGGUCAGAGUAACCGGAUACCCUCUCCCAUUUAACCCAGAACUCUCUAUCGUCUACCCGGUGCGCAACUCAACGUUAUACUCCAAAACCUUCGGCGACGACUCUCCUCCCGAUCUGAUCUACCUGGCGUCUCCUGCAAGCCUGGGCUUCCAGGUGAUGCUUCAACUUCGACAGCAGCCCAAAGAGAACCAAAUACCCGUCAUCUGCAACUUUCAGACCGAUCUUGCUGGAUAUUGCUCCAUCUUAUUCCCGGCACCUCUAAGCCAUGUUGCCGUGUUCGCUUUCGCAGCUGUCCAGAGCUACCUCUUCAGUCACUCCUCAAUCAAGACUAUCUUCUAUCCUUCGAGUUUUGUGAAACGAUACUUGGUGGGCCAAAAGGUGCCAGAGGAUAAGUUGGAGGUUCUGACACGGGGUGUCAACACUGAGCUGUUCAACCCCAGGAUGAGAAACGAGGAAUUACGGAAGGAAUUGGCACCCAACGGCGAGAUCAUAUUCGUGACGGUUUCUCGUAUUGCUGGUGAGAAAGGCUUCGACUUCCUCGCCAAAGCGGCAAAGGAGCUCGACGCUCGAGGACUCAACUUCAAGUUGUACAUCGUGGGUGGCAACCGUAACCUGGAUGUAGAAAAGGAAGUUCAAGAGCUCUUCGAUCCUUUGAGGGAGAAAGGCAAGGUUAUCUUUGCGGGUUUCAAAGUCGGAGAAGACCUUGCUACAGCUUAUGCCAGUGGUGAUGUAUUUCUGCAUUGUUCUGUGACGGAGACAUUCGGCCUCGUGGUUCUGGAGUCCAUGGCUAGCGGCGUUCCAGUCAUCGCUCGCGACGAGGGUGGCCCAUCUGAUAUUGUACAGCAAGGGGACAACGGUUUUCUUAUCCCGCCAAACGACCUUGACGAGUUUGUGGCCAAGGCUAUGAAACUUGGCCAUGAUCACAAUCUCCGUGCCCAGAUGGGCCAUGCAGCAAGGUCCUACGCCUGCGAGGCAACAUGGGAGAAGAUCAACAACAAGGUAGCCUGGCGUAUGGCGGACACUAUCGCGGACUCUAGGCGCGAGAGAGGACAAAUCACGAGUCGUCCGAUGUCAAGCAUAAGACCAUCCGCAGAGCCACUCAUCCCAAUCUACGGAUGGUUGAUGAUGAACGAUGCUUUACGCGAGACAGUCACACGUGGUAUCGUGGAUGCACGACUUAUGGGUGGACUAGGUGUCAUUCUCUCCUUCUGGAUGGUGACAGGAUGGUACAUGAUGUUUACGGAGUGUUUCCUCUGGGCCAAGGGGCGCUGGAGGCAGGCAGAGAGGAGGCUUUCAGUCUCGUAA
This is a messenger RNA of Fusarium sp. VM40, 1575 nucleotides long. Lineage: Eukaryota; Fungi; Ascomycota; Sordariomycetes; Hypocreales; Nectriaceae. The record is from the annotation of a GenBank genome assembly.